AUGGCCAUUCGCUCCAUGAAGUUCACGCCCGAGAUCCUGCUCGGUGCGCCCAGGCGGUCCUCAGCCACCCCCAACGCAGCCGGCACCCUAGCUGUCUACACGCAAACCUCCUACUCCUUCGAAUCCCACUCCAAGACCAAUGAGAUCCGCGUGAUCGAAAUCGAAUCCGGCCGCUCGGCUCUGAUCACAAAUGAUCCUGGCGCUAGCAACCCCCAAUGGGUCGAUGGUAGCGACCAGCUAGUCUGGCUGAAGACCAAAUCCAAUGGAAACACGAGCUUCAUCAUUGGCGACGCCCGUCAGGCUGACAGUACAUACACCGCCGGGACGGUGCCCGGCCCUGUCUCAGACCUCAAGGUCACUGUGAUUGAGCCCGGUAAGGUUGGCUUCGCGGUGACAGGCAAGGCCAAUCCCGAUGGAUCGUUAUACAACCCGCAUGAUGCGAAGAAGCCUUUGACCACCGGUAAACUUUAUACGUCCCUAUUCGUUCGCCAUUGGGAUUCAUACGUCGAGCCGCAGAAGAAUUCCAUCUGGUAUGGAUUGCUGGAACAAGCGCCUCUGACGCCGGCUCGCAGGUGUGCGGGCAAAUAUGCCGUCUCCGGACUGACGAACCUAAUCCAAGUCUCGGGGUUGACUGGUGUCGAGUCGCCUAUUCCACCAUUUGGUGGUUCUGGUGACUUCGAUAUCAGUCCGUCCGCCAUUGUAUUUAUCGCAAAGGACCCUGCCCUCAACCCGGCAACUCAUACAUCGUGCUCGUGUUACUACUCCCCCAUGUUCUCUUGGAUAAGUAUGAGUGAGCCGGACGCGAAGGUCUGUAAAGUGACUGGUCUUCAGGGAGCUAUGUCAUCCCCGGUCCUUAGUUCCGAUGGCAGCUCCAUCGCCGUACUGGCCAUGCGCGAGGACGGCUAUGAGUCUGAUAAGAACCGUAUUCUCUACGUUCCAAACCCUUGGGAUGGGAAAAUGAUCGAGAUCUUUGCAUCUGAUGAUGGCGAAGGUCUCUGGGACCUCAGUCCUUCGUCUGUGUCGUUCGCGCACGAUGAUAAAUCAUUAAUCCUUCACGCCGAGGAGCAAGGCCGCGGUGUUCUUUAUCAGCUUCCCUUGACUAAUGCUGAGAAAGCCAAGCCUGACGCGCUGAAGAGACUAACCCGCUCGGGAUAUGUCAAUGACGCCGUUCCUGCAGCGGCCAAGUCUCCCAAGCUCUUUGUCUCCAGCAGCAGCAUUGUCGAUAAUAGUCUUUGGACAAUCAUUGACCCCUCCCACCCGGAUAAUGUCCAGAUGGUCUCAUCCAAUGGCCGUGGUGGUAGUGCAUUUGGACUAUCCUCGUCGCAGGUCGACGAGAUCUGGUUCAAGGGAGCCGAAGACCAUCCUGUGCACGCCUGGGUCGUAAAGCCCUCCGAUUUCAAGCCGGGCGAGAAGUACCCUCUCGCUUACUUGAUUCACGGUGGCCCCCAGGGUGCUUGGAAUGACCAGUGGAGCACUCGCUGGAACCCCGCGGUAUUCGCCGAGCAGGGCUACGUUGUGAUCACCCCCAAUCCUACUGGAAGUACCGGUUACGGCCAGCCCUUCACAGACGGGAUCAAGGGACAAUGGGGCGGUCGGCCCUACGAGGAUCUUGUCCGAGGAUUUGAUCACAUCGAGCAGCACCUCGACUAUGUGGAUACUGCCCGCGCAGUGGCUCUUGGCGCUUCAUACGGUGGCUACAUGAUGAAUUGGAUCCAGGGCCACCCACUCGGGCGCAAGUUCAAGGCACUGGUGACUCAUGACGGCGUCUUCAGUAUGACCGGCCAGCUCGCCAGUGAAGAACAGUACUUCCCUCUGCACGAUUUGAAGGGUCCGAUCUGGAAGGUCCCUGAGAACUGGGCGCAGUGGGAUCCUUCGCGGUUUACCGAGCAUUGGAAGACGCCUCAUCUGAUUAUUCACAAUGAGUUGGACUACCGCCUUACCAUUGCCGAGGGUCUGGCUGCGUUCAACGUGCUCCAGCUGCGCGGUAUCGAGAGUGCGUUCCUGACGUUCCCAGAUGAGAACCACUGGGUGCUGAACCCCGAGAACUCGCUCUUGUGGCAUCGCACUGUGCUCAACUGGAUCAACAAGUACGUUGGUCUUCCAGCUGCGUUCGAGGAGCCCGAUUUGGCUGCCGAAGUGAACAAUCUCUGUCACCCCCUCCCUCCUACCAGUCCCAUUUCCCCCACUGAAAGAGUCGGUAGCAUCACCGAGCGAAGUCUGUCUAUCGCCACCGAAACCCAAGAACAACCCAACGAUCAGUCCGAUGACGAGAACGACGAGUCAGACUGGACUCCUCUCCACUUCCCCAACUCUGAGAAACUCCGCCCUGAUUUCCUUGCUCUUCUUCGACACCUCGAGGCCCGUCUCUCCCCACUGGUCAGUUGCGACACCGGUAAAACUCACCCAGACUUCCCUGCAACCAUGCUGGCUUACAACUUACUUACCCACGAGCAAUGCGAUGCUAUUUGCGGUCACUAUCACCAGGUCUGGCCCCCUGUCAAGGAAUCCGGUCAGUACCCAGUGCCCAUUCGGCCAUGGAUUGGAUCGAAGUAUGAGGAUCUGAUGGAUCUUGACACGAAGCGCAGGCGGAUUGGUCAAUUUAUCGGUCUUAGUGGCUGCGAGUCACCUAUCUACGAGUCAUAUGAGGAUCGUGAGAUGGCCAAUGCCGAGUAUACCGAAGAUGCCGAGGACGCUGGGAUGGAAAUGGACGGGGAUGUUGAGAUGGACGAAGCAUUGCAGGAGAUGCAGGAGGAGUGGGAAGAGGGACUUAGACGUGCCAUGCGAGAUGAAGGUCAUCGUUGGGGUCAGAAAUAA
This is a messenger RNA of Penicillium brevicompactum, 2814 nucleotides long. Its product is annotated as oligopeptidase family protein. Bases 1 to 2814 code for a protein of 937 amino acids. The record is from RefSeq and is a predicted model, not a curated record. Gene Ontology annotation, molecular function: serine-type endopeptidase activity. Gene Ontology annotation, biological process: proteolysis. NCBI's taxonomy places the organism in Eukaryota, Fungi, Ascomycota, Eurotiomycetes, Eurotiales, Aspergillaceae. The transcript has 3 exons.